GGCCAUCACUGAACUUCCCAAGACCAGAGCCGCACCCGCAAUUGCGCUGUCCAUUCCAUGAUGUUACGGUGGUGACCGCUCAGCACGUACGUGAUACAAUCGCCCGGACUAGAAAGAUGGACGACCUAAGCGGCCUGGACUGGAGUUCCAGCAAUGACAACAGUUACAAACCUGCUGCACAAGCGGCGAAACCACCCUUCGCGUAUCCCUCGAUACAGCCAACGCCAUCUCCCUCUAUUUCUGGACGAUCAACACCACUCACUUUCAACAAUUCGCAGCAGAAUACGGGAAUUCAAGGGAAGGUGUUGAGGCCAGGCUCCUCCAGACCCACGACGACAGUGAACGAUAGCUUCGCGAAUCUGCUUAAGCCCUCAGCAAGCAAGGCGCAGAACACGCUUUCGCUACAGGAGCGACAACGGCAGUUACAAGAAGAGAAGGCUCGGCAGGAGGAAGAGCGGAGAAAGAACCUAGAGGCGCAAUAUGGCAGCCAAAGCGCGUUUUGGGAUGAGCUGGGUGGUGAACGUAGAGCCACCACUGCUUCUCCUCCAACGAACGCGCGACUGUCGCACACCAUCAAUAAGCCGUUUGAGGGCAUACCUCUAGCCUCCCAAACUAGCAAUAGAAAAGACGAUGAAGAAGAUCUGCUCGCGGCAUUCAAUUCGUCAGCCCCGGUUGAUGCUUCGAGCCAUUUUCCACCGCCUCAAACCAUGAACAGUGGCUGGGGCACUCCAGGAGACAGUAAGAGCAGGAGCCCACCCCCACUUCAGUCCUCAAACAACAGUGGAUUUGAUUUCGUUGACGACGAUGAUCCAUUUGGCUUGAAUGAAGUGAAGCAGAAGAGCAAUACAUCCGCACCUCCUCCACCAACAACUAACGAUGAUGACGACAUAUUGGGCAUGCUAGGUAAACCCGUUUCUGAAUUGCCCAAGCCAAAGACUGAACCGGCGCCGGAGACAAAAUCACUAUCUCCCUCUCCACCGGCACAGGACUCCGACAUGAGCUCGCAUCCACAGGCGAAGGCUGUGUCAGAACUAGUAGACAUGGGUUUCCCCGCUGGUAAAGCUGCCAAUGCUCUCGCUCAGACUGACACAGGUACGAAUGUACAAGCAGCUGUGUCCAUUCUGCUCAACCAAGCACACGAAGAAGCUCGACUGAAAGCACGGGGGAGACAGGAAACCAGUGAUCGUCCUGGCGGAGAGGGCGAGAGAAGUCGCAGGCCACAACGAGAAGGUAGAAUAGACUCUUCAAUGCCUUCUUGGACGCGUGAAGAACCGGAACGGGAGCGUUCGGGAUCACGACCCGGACUUGGCAACGGGAGUUCUGGUGACAAGGACUUCGCAAAGCAGGCCCAGGCGAUUGGCACAAGUCUGUUUAAGUCGGCCAAUUCGUUGUGGAAGCAGGGACAAAGGCAAGUGCAAAAAGCCAUGGCUGAGUUUCAACAAGAUGCCGAUCCUAGCCAGCCAAGGUGGAUGCGCGAAGCCCACUUACAGGAGGCUGCUACACAACGAAGGUCUACCCCUGAGCAACGGCCUACGAACGGAAAGGCUCCAAUUGAGCAGUCUUUAACGAAUGAAGCGAUGCUCCUUGAAAGUCGUGGUCCGCCCCCAAAGCCACCACGCUCAGCACCGCGGUCGGCAGAGAUAUCACGGGCUUCAACACCUGCAUCAGCAAGCUCGGGCCAAUGGAAUGAUAUCCCUGACGAUAUGCUUAGUGCGCCUAGGUCUCGAGGAACUUCAAGACAGCCCACACCAAAUCGAUCGGCGCAGCGUCUGACACGUCAAGAUGUAGAGGAGUAUGCGGGACAAGUCGUAGUAAGCUCGAGAAGGCGAAGACCUACUCCACAGCCUGCAACUGCAACACCACCUCCAUCAAAUGCCUCCCCUGCCCCAUUAGCAUCACCACCAACUCAAUCCCCAAAUCCAUUCAACACCUCGAAACCUGCCACUCCAGCGACUUCAAAGCCACCGACACCACUGCCCUCUCGACCGAAGGCACCACCGAGAACUAUACCACCGGUCUCCUCACUUGCACUACAAAAUUCUUCGAAGCAACGAGCCAGCGGCGGCGAAGCCUUCAAGCGUGGUGACUACGCAGCAGCACAUGAGCAUUACACAUCUGCUCUGCAAGGCAUCCCCCACACUCACCCCAUUGCCAUCGUCAUAUUUUGCAAUCGGGCGUUAACGAGCAUAAAGAAUGGGGACCCUCGAGGUGCCGUUUCAGAUGCUGAUUCAGCACUAAACACGAUUGGCGUCUCCCGAGGUGAAGGUGAGAAGAUAGCACUGGGAGGCGAUGAGGGUGAAAAAGACAUGAAGGAGUUCUACGGUAAGGCGCUUACGCGUAAGGCUGAAGCACUUGAGCAUAUGGAGAAAUGGUCUGAAGCCGCAAAAGUAUGGCGUGAGGCCGUCUCAGCUGGCAUAGGUGGUGCUGUGUCAAUUCAAGGGCGCAAUCGUUGCGAGAAAGCAGCUGGUGGUGCCUCGGCGAACUCAGCGCGCUCAACGCCAACACCUCAAUCAGCAACUCGCAAACCGCCACCAGCUCGCAAGCCUGCCUCUACACUUUCGGCACUCCAAGGUUCCGAGGAAGUCUCCUCGGAGGCCGUCCAACGCAUGCGCGCCGCCAAUGCUGCGGCGGAACAGGCAGACGAUGAGAAAUUUGCGCUGACAGACAAAGUGGAUGCCAUGCUGUUAGCUUGGAAGGGGACCAAAGCGGACAACCUUCGUGCUCUACUUGGCAGUUUAGAUAAAGUCCUCUGGCCAGAAGCUGGAUGGAACAAAGUCGGGAUGCAGGACUUGGUUAUGCCCAAUAGGGUGAAGAUCGUGUAUAUGAAAGCAAUUGCCAAGGUGCAUCCCGAUAAGAUUCCAACGACAGCGACAACGGAGCAGAAGAUGAUCAGUGCAGCUGUAUUCGCAACGCUGAAUGAGGCCUGGGAUAAAUUCAAGAAAGAUAAUGGUUUGUAGACCAGAACAAGCGAUGAAAUUAUUUCAUGGAUUGAGC
Verruconis gallopava is the source of this 2994-nucleotide messenger RNA. RefSeq lists its product as uncharacterized. Lineage: Eukaryota; Fungi; Ascomycota; Dothideomycetes; Venturiales; Sympoventuriaceae. Bases 117 to 2957 code for a protein of 946 amino acids. The transcript is spliced from 2 exons. The record is from RefSeq and is a predicted model, not a curated record. Gene Ontology annotation, cellular component: intracellular membrane-bounded organelle; vesicle; cytoplasm. Gene Ontology annotation, molecular function: clathrin binding. Gene Ontology annotation, biological process: clathrin-dependent endocytosis; clathrin coat disassembly.